This is a messenger RNA of Uranotaenia lowii, 2466 nucleotides long. RefSeq names its product glucosidase 2 subunit beta (gene GCS2beta). Gene Ontology annotation, biological process: N-glycan processing. The coding region runs from base 277 to 1947 and encodes 556 amino acids. Gene Ontology annotation, molecular function: calcium ion binding. Gene Ontology annotation, cellular component: glucosidase II complex. Lineage: Eukaryota; Metazoa; Arthropoda; Insecta; Diptera; Culicidae. The record is from RefSeq and is a predicted model, not a curated record. The transcript has 4 exons.
UUUUGUACCGGACCGGCCAUUCGCCUUUCAUUCGCCAUCAUCGCACCUUCACAACACCAUUCUCCUUCGGUUGUUGGGACGGAGCUUCAAAAUCUCUUUUGGCCAGCAUAAUUCAUUCAUUCACUAUAUUCCACCGGAUUUCGUAGUAUAGUUUCCGUUCCGACAAGGUUGCUGAUCGACUGGUUCAUCGAGUUUCUGGUAAGUUUUUCUGUUUCUCGGGUCGCCCUUCCCCCACCGUGCCGUGAUAGAAGAAAAAGAAGCUCGCCCAGUCAGACGAUGUGGUCUCAUCGGUUCAGAGAAAGCGGCUGGCUGCUGGCGGUGUUAUCGGUCUGCAGCCUGGGUAUCGUGGUACUAACCGAGAUACCUCGGCCCCGGGGAGUUUCGAUAUCGCGAUCCAGUUUGUAUCAAAGCGGCGCUAGCAGUGGCAAGUUUGUCUGUUUGGACGGCAAGAAAACAAUCCGAUGGGAGCAGGUUAACGACGAUUAUUGUGAUUGUGCUGAUGGCAGUGAUGAGCCCGGUACUUCGGCUUGUCCGAACGGUGUAUUCCACUGCACCAAUGCGGGCCACAAACCGAUGAAUCUGCCCAGCAGCAGAGUCAACGAUGGCAUCUGCGACUGUUGCGAUGCAUCCGAUGAGUACGCGUCGAGCGCUAGCUGUGCCAACUCUUGCAUCGAGUUAGGCAAGGAGGACCGCAUGCGGGAAAAGCAACGGGCCGAGAUGGCCAAGAUGGGAAAUCAGCUGCGGGCUGAGAUGAGCCAGCGUGGAAAGUCUCUGAAGGAUGAACAAAGGAUUCGGUUGAGCGAUUUGGAGAAAACCAAGGUAGAAGCUGAAGCUCUUCGUCAAGAAAAGGCCACCUUUAAGAAUGAAGCCGAGACACUGGAGGCAGCCGCAUUGAAGGUUUAUCGUGAUCGUGAAGAGGAAGCCCGCAAAUCUAAACAGGAAGCCGAGGCUCUUUCGAAUCGAGAAGAAGCCGAGGAAACAUUCCGCAAGUACGAUUCCAAUCAGAACGGGCUGCUGGAUAUUGUGGAGCUUCAAACGCGCAUCGCUUUGGAUCGGAAUCGUGACGGCGCUGUCGAUGUGGACGAAGCUCGAUUCUUCCUGGACGAGCGUGAGCAGGUUGAUUUCGAAACAUUCGUGACACUGUGCUGGCCCAAAAUUAAGCCAUUUUUGAUGCUUGACUCCGGCCUGUUUAAGCCUCCGAGCGAUAUCGAAGAGCUUGAAGGUGAUAACCUCCAAGAUCGUGGGGGCUAUGAGACUGAAGAAGCUGAACUACAAAACGAACGAGAUAGUGACGGGUAUGACCUGGAAGGAAGCGAACCAGAUCGUCCCUAUCACGAUGAUGAAGAGGCAGCCGAUCACGAAGAGGAAGAGGAUGAUGAGGGUUUGGAUGAUUCAGAAACCGGCGAAGGACAAGUCGAGGCCACGGCACAGGAACCGAAACAAGAAUAUGACCCGGAAACACAACAAUUAAUUCAAAAAGCAAAUGAAGCUAGGAAUCAGCACAGCGAAGCCGAUCGAAAGGUUCGUGAAAUUGAUUCAGAAAUUCGAAAAAUUGAAGAUUCGCUGAACAAAGAUUAUGGACGUGAAGAGGAGUUUGCCCCGUUAAAUGGAGAGUGCAUAAACUUCGAAGAUCGAGAAUAUGUCUACAAAUUGUGCCCAUUCGAUAAAGCCAUACAACAGCCGAAGCAUGGUGGUUCAGAAACGAGAUUAGGGUCUUGGGAAAAAUGGCUCAACGAUGACUACACUGCCAUGCUAUACUCCAACGGGGCCACCUGUUGGAAUGGGCCGGCCCGUUCGGCUAUCGUGCAUCUAGAAUGUGGUUUGGACACCAGGAUUACUGCGGUAUCCGAACCGAACCGGUGCGAGUACGAGUACCGCGUCCAAACACCGGCCGCUUGUGCAAUCCGGGAUGAUGCCGACAGAGAUCAACAGCACGACGAGCUGUAAAUAAUUUGCCAACUAAAGUUCCCAAAAUUCAUCUCAUAGAGUAGAUAGCACGCGGCUGCACCACAUCCAGGGGAUAAAAAUCAGUGUGUUCGAUGUUUCACGUACGAGAAAAUUGAUAAUCAGUUCUAAGCGACUCACUUUUUUUUCAAUAUUGUAUAAAAACAAGAAAAAUUCUUAGUCGGCGCAAUAACACAAAAGUUUGGAGAACAAAGGUUAAAGAAAACUCUUAAUCUUUUUAUGCCAAUUUAAAAUAGACACUUCAUUGGAGGAAUUUGAUUUUUUUUUGUUUCUGUACCUACUGCCUGAUGUUAGGUUUGAUCGGGUGGGAUUUCAAGUUUGGUCAACCAAAAAUCAUAAAGUGAUUGAAUUUAAUAACCUUGCGCCAGAUUUUCUAUAGUGAAAAAGUAAACAAAUUUGUUAAAGAUCGUUCAGAACAAGACAACAUUCCGAUUUAAUUUAGGAUUGGAAAAAAGCACCACAAAUCGCCCAAAGUGGGAAAAGAAUAAAAAACGAAAAUUG